AUGGAUGCAAUAUUCCCAAAUGGAACAUGUAUGGGUACAAUAUCAUCGGCACCAUUCCUCAAUAGAUGUGUUCCAUCACAGUUGGAGGAAGCAACAGCCACAAUCAUAGACAAAAUAUUCAAUUUGAUCAGUGUCAACUUUGGAAGUAUUGCCAACAAGAUAUUCAGUUCAAUCGCAGAACAUUGGCGAAUCAUUGUAUAUGGAGCACUGAUAGCGAUGGGUCUAGGACUUCUUUGGAUAUUCCUUAUGCGAUUCUUUGCUGGUUUGAUCACUUGGGGAACAGUACUUGGUGUCUUGGCAUGCUUGGGACUACUCUGUUACCAACUCUACUAUCAAUGGCAAAAGGCACAACAUACAUAUGAUCAGAUACCUCCCAAUCAAAGAUUAUCCAUCCAGUAUGAUAAUGUGAUUGCACUCAAAGUUAUAUUUAUUGUUCUUUGUUGUAUAUCAGGUAUACUUGCACUCAUUGUAUUGGCCAUGUUCUCAAGGAUUAGACUUGCAGUUGGUAUCAUCAAGGAGACAAGCAAAGCCAUUGGUAUCAUGCCAUCAAUCUUUGUCUUUCCAAUAUUCAUCUUUGCCAUUCUAGCAGCUUUCUUGGUCUACUGGACAUUUGUUGGAUUGUAUCUGGCCACCAGUGGAACAGCUAGUUACACUACGGAAGGAUUGUUUGAAGGAUUCAAGGAGAACAAGACACUUACAUACUUCCAAUUGUAUCAUUUCUUUGGUCUAUUGUGGACUUAUGCUUUCCUGAUGGCAGUCAAUCAAUGUACAAUCGCAGGUUCAAUAUCAUUAUGGUAUUGGGUACAGGACAAGAGUGAUACACCAUACUUCCCAGUGUGGAAGUCCUUCUACAGAGUGCUCAGGUAUCACCUUGGUUCAUUGGCACUUGGUUCAAUGAUACUUGCCAUUGUCCAAUUCAUCAGAUGGAUGCUUCGUUUAUUGGAGAAGAAGUUCAAGGGUAAAGAAGCAUUCCUGGCAAGGUUCGUCGUGUCAUGUCUCAACUGCAUAUUCGGCUGCUUUGAAAGGUUCAUCAAGUUCUUGGACAAGAAUGCCUACAUCAUGAUUGCAAUCUAUGGAUAUUCAUUCUGUAAAGGUGCAAGAAGAGGAUUCUCAUUGAUUGUUAGCAAUGUGUUGAGAGUGGCAGCAGUUGGAGUAAUCAGCUCGUUCAUAUUGUUUCUAGGACGAGUGUUUAUUACAGUGUUGACAGUUGGAGCUUCACUCUACCUAUUCAUGGAAGUGGAUCAUGAUGGAUUCUACAUUGCUCCAGUUAUCCUGAUUGGAUUCAUUGCAUUCUUUAUAUCUGGUGGCUUUAUGUCAGUGUAUGACAUGGCCAUCGAUACAAUGUUGUUGUGCUUCUGUGAGGAUUGUGAGCGCAAUGAUGGAUCAGCUGAACGACCAUACUACUGUCGCAAGUCACUUAGGAAGUUUAUCGAUGGUGGAAUAGGACCAUGUUGCUAA
This is a messenger RNA of Acytostelium subglobosum LB1, 1458 nucleotides long. RefSeq lists its product as hypothetical. Lineage: Eukaryota; Evosea; Eumycetozoa; Acytosteliales; Acytosteliaceae. The transcript is spliced from 5 exons. Gene Ontology annotation, biological process: transmembrane transport. The coding region runs from base 1 to 1458 and encodes 485 amino acids. Gene Ontology annotation, molecular function: transmembrane transporter activity. Gene Ontology annotation, cellular component: membrane. The record is from RefSeq and is a predicted model, not a curated record.